Cebus imitator (Panamanian white-faced capuchin) is the source of this 3181-nucleotide messenger RNA. RefSeq names its product CTP synthase 1 (gene CTPS1). The transcript has 19 exons. Lineage: Eukaryota; Metazoa; Chordata; Mammalia; Primates; Cebidae. Gene Ontology annotation, biological process: CTP biosynthetic process; pyrimidine nucleobase biosynthetic process. Gene Ontology annotation, molecular function: identical protein binding; CTP synthase activity. The coding region runs from base 490 to 2265 and encodes 591 amino acids. The record is from RefSeq and is a predicted model, not a curated record. Gene Ontology annotation, cellular component: cytoplasm; cytoophidium.
CGCCAGGAGGCAGAGAUGCGCUGGCGCAGCACCGCCUGGAGCCCGCAGUGAAAGACCAUCAGAUGCAAGGCAACGCCCACAACUCCAGGAGGCCGCUGUGGGAGGACGCGAGGCCAGGCGACGAAUAGGUCAGACGUGAGUCCCCAAGAGGCCUCCUCCCCCUCAAGAGAGGAAGCUUGUGGUACAAGCUGGGACGGAAGCAAAGGGGCAGACAUCCCGCCACCAUCCCGGACUCGAACCGCCGCCGACACAGGGGAGCAGAGACUGCCAGGAGAUCUAGCGGCGGCGACCGCCCCGCGCCUGCGCACUUCGGCCACGCCCCGCCCUCCGCCCUCUGCGUGCGCACAGCCUAGAGCCCGCCUCCGUGAAAGACUGCUGGGCGCGUGCGGCCAGGGUUGUUCACUGGCUGUCCGGGGCUCCGCGCGCGUCGCCGGCCCAGCUCUGUCGCUGACGGGAGGAUCUGAAGCCGGCCGCAGGUCAAAAAGUAAAAUGAAGUACAUUCUGGUUACUGGUGGUGUUAUAUCAGGAAUUGGAAAAGGAAUCAUUGCCAGUAGUGUGGGCACAAUACUCAAGUCAUGUGGUUUACAUGUAACUUCAAUCAAAAUUGACCCUUACAUUAACAUUGAUGCAGGGACAUUCUCUCCUUAUGAGCAUGGUGAGGUUUUUGUGCUGGAUGAUGGUGGGGAAGUAGACCUUGACCUGGGUAACUAUGAGCGGUUCCUUGACAUCCGCCUCACCAAGGACAAUAAUCUGACCACUGGAAAGAUAUACCAGUAUGUCAUUAACAAGGAACGGAAAGGAGAUUACUUGGGGAAAACUGUCCAAGUUGUCCCUCAUAUCACAGAUGCAAUCCAGGAGUGGGUGAUGAGACAGGCACUAAUACCUGUAGAUGAAGAUGGCCUGGAACCUCAAGUGUGUGUUAUUGAGCUUGGUGGAACUGUGGGAGACAUAGAAAGCAUGCCCUUUAUUGAGGCCUUCCGUCAGUUCCAAUUCAAGGUCAAAAGAGAGAACUUUUGUAACAUCCACGUCAGUCUAGUUCCCCAGCCGAGUUCAACAGGGGAACAGAAGACUAAACCAACCCAGAAUAGUGUUCGGGAACUUAGAGGGCUUGGGCUUUCCCCAGAUCUGGUUGUAUGCAGGUGCUCAAAUCCACUUGACACAUCAGUGAAAGAGAAAAUAUCGAUGUUCUGCCACGUCGAGCCUGAACAAGUGAUCUGUGUCCACGAUGUGUCAUCCAUCUACCGAGUCCCCUUGUUGUUAGAGGAGCAAGGUGUUGUAGAUUAUUUUCUUCGAAGACUUGACCUUCCUAUUGAGAGGCAGCCAAGAAAAAUGCUGAUGAAAUGGAAAGAGAUGGCUGACAGAUACGAUCGCUUGCUGGAGACCUGCUCUAUUGCCCUUGUGGGCAAAUACACGAAGUUCUCAGACUCCUACGCCUCCGUCAUUAAGGCUCUGGAGCAUUCUGCACUGGCCAUCAACCACAAAUUGGAAAUCAAGUAUAUAGAUUCUACGGACUUGGAGCCAAGUACCUCGCGAGAAGAGCCCGUGCGCUACCACGAAGCUUGGCAGAAGCUCUGUAGUGCUCAUGGAGUGCUGGUUCCAGGGGGAUUUGGUGUUCGAGGAACAGAAGGAAAAAUCCAAGCAAUUUCCUGGGCUCGGAAUCAGAAAAAGCCUUUUUUGGGCGUUUGCUUGGGAAUGCAGUUGGCAGUGGUUGAAUUCUCAAGAAACGUGCUGGGAUGGGAAGAUGCCAAUUCUACAGAGUUUGACCCUAAGACCAGUCAUCCUGUGGUCGUAGACAUGCCAGAACACAACCCAGGGCAGAUGGGCGGAACCAUGAGGCUGGGCAAGAGGAGAACCCUGUUCCAGACCAAGAACUCAGUCAUGAGGAAACUGUACGGAGACGCAGACUACUUGGAAGAGAGGCACCGCCACCGAUUUGAGGUGAAUCCAGUCUUGAAGAAGUGUUUGGAAGAACAAGGCCUGAAGUUCGUUGGCCAAGAUGUUGAAGGAGAGAGAAUGGAAAUUGUGGAGUUGGAAGAUCAUCCCUUUUUUGUUGGGGUUCAGUACCACCCUGAGUUCCUGUCCAGACCUAUCAAGCCCUCCCCACCAUAUUUUGGCCUCCUCCUGGCCUCUGUGGGGCGACUCCCACAUUACCUCCAGAAAGGCUGCAGGCUCUCGCCCAGGGACACCUAUAGUGACAGAAGUGGAAGCAGCUCCCCUGACUCUGAGAUUACUGAUCUGAAGUUUCCGUCAAUAAAUCAUGACUGAUCUUGUAGCGGAUGAUACUUCAAGAGACCCUUCAAACUUGGGUAGAGUUUACAGCUCUGACGUUACACUUGGCUUUCGACACUUUCUUUAAAUUAUGUUUUUAUUAAGAUUAUUUUAUUAUGGGGAAAGGUAUUUGGGAAACCUGUCACUUGCAUGUCCCAUCAUGUGUACUGGCUUCUCCGUGCUGUUUGCCUGUUUUGUGACACUCUCCUUGUAGUUUUUGAGAUGCAGCAGAACAUCGGGAUAGGAACCGAUGGUGGGUGGGGCUGCAGAGUGCCCCCUUGGUCACCUGUUUCUCAACUACCUCGUGUCAUUGCAGAUGCUAGUGUGUUGCCUGUCGCUUUCCCUUGGAUGCCUAGACCAUUAUAAAGUGUGCCACCUAGACUUACUGAGCAUGGAGAGAGGAUUUUAGCUAGGAUUCGAACACUUGGUGCUGGGAACCUAAGGGUGUUGCUUGCCAUUAAGCUAUGAAACCAGAGACAAAAUCUCUAUACUGCCCUGAGUUGGGGGGAUUCUCAGUGCUAACUGUGGCUGGUCCUCAUCAUCCAAAAGAGAGGGUCAGUUUGGUGUCACAUGAAACACCAAGAUGUCUGUCUCUGAAGUGUGAUGUUAAAAUCCCCAUGCCUCUGGCUGCGCUUGCUAUUUCUGGGGCUGGGAAACACUCCUUGCAUCAAGGGGUCACUUGAAAAGAAUAAAGAAUCUUUUGGGGAAGCGUCCUCUAAAACCCUCUCAUAGACAGACAGCUUUGACUCGAGGGUACGUUUUUCUUCCGGGAUGGUGUUACCGCAGUGGAAAGGGCAGUAUGAAGUCAUUUUCUUAAUGUGAGCUAACGAUAGGCACAGCUGUGUGCCACUGUAUUCUCGCUGGACUCAAUGUGUACUCUUAACUUAAGAAAUAAAUAAUGCAGAACAAGAGA